Zingiber officinale is the source of this 2103-nucleotide messenger RNA. RefSeq lists its product as uncharacterized. The coding region runs from base 325 to 1941 and encodes 538 amino acids. The record is from RefSeq and is a predicted model, not a curated record. NCBI's taxonomy places the organism in Eukaryota, Viridiplantae, Streptophyta, Magnoliopsida, Zingiberales, Zingiberaceae. Gene Ontology annotation, molecular function: zinc ion binding; DNA binding. The transcript has 9 exons.
UCUACCCGCCAUAUGCUUCGGGUAAACAUGGGAUCGCUCAUUGCUGCCCUAUGAGAACGAGUCACGAUGUAGGUAGAGCCGUAAGUAUACUUUGUUGGUGACGAUUCACUGUUACAGUGAGAGCCGUUCGUCCAUCCUCCCUGUCAUCGAAGAUGGGCAAGCCCAGCACAGUAUGUGGAAAGGCCAAAAAAAAAAAAAGAAGAGAAAAAUGAGGGUUGUUCUCUUUUCUCUCUCUCCCUGAAAUAUCGGGAUUGCUUCCAUGUGCGAGGGGCGGAUGAGGCCUCUGUGAUUUGGAAAUACAGGUUUUGGAAGGUGGCAACUCAAAUGCAGUCACAUUUGGAAGAUUCUCCCCUUGGUCACAGAUCCCCUGGGUCUUCUAAAAGGGGUAAAAAAAGGUCACUACAUAUGAUUGAAGCUGAUCUAAUGCAUUGCAGAAAUCAAUCUGUCGAGAGCCAUUCAAAAGAACUGAUGUUUUAUGAUCCUGGUACAAGUCAUGAAACACCUGUUGUUACUAAUCACAUUGAGAAUCAUACUCCCUUCAGAAACUUCUUGGUUCCAACUCCUUCCAGUCGUGCCUAUUCAGCAAUUGGAACAUUCACUAUCCAAUGUGCUUCAUGUUUCAAAUGGAGGAUAAUUCCAACAAAAGAAAAAUAUGAACAGAUACGUGAAAAGAUAUUGGAUGAAUAUUUUGUAUGUGAACAUGCUAGAGAAUGGCGUCCCACUAUCCAAUGUGAAGAUCCUGAAGACAUAUCUCAGGAUGGCAGUAGAGUCUGGGCAAUUGAUAAACCAAACAUUGCUCAACCUCCUUCUGGUUGGGAAAGAUUGCUUAGAAUCAGAGGUGAAGGAGGCACAAAAUUUGCAGAUGUGUAUUAUGCUGCUCCAUCUGGAAAAAAGUUGCGGUCCAUGGUUGAAGUUCAAAGGUUUUUGGUUGAACAUCCAGAGUAUGCUAGACAAGGGGUAACUCUCUCUCAGUUUUCAUUUCAGGCCCCAAGGCCUCUUCAGGAGAACUAUGUGAGGAAACGUCCUUUACGUUUGAUGAAUUCUUCUGAUGGCAGUGAUCUUCUACUUCAACAGCUCCUUGAAGUUGAAGAAGUUAAUCCCUUGUCUUGUGCUGCUACACCAGCUUCAUCAAAUACAGUUCCUGAAAAACCAUUUCCUUCUCCUCCAAGUGAAUCAGAACCAUCAACUGCCAUGCCUCAAUCUGAACAAAUGAAGCUGAAAGAUGAGCAUGCUACAAAUGCAUCUUUUAAUCCCUUAUUUUGGACUGCUCCUCAUACAAAUAAAGAGAGAUUGGUAGGCUCACCAACUUUGCCAAGUUCCGUCCCUGAAAAACCUGUUUUUUAUCUGAAUGAAUCAACACCACUGAUCUAUGUGGCCCCGUUAGAACCGAUGAAGCUUACAAAUGAGCAUUUUGCACACACAUCUCCUUUUAAUCCAUUGACUUGUGCUGCUACACCAGCUUCACCAAAUACAUUUCCUGAAAACCCAUUUCCUUCUCUUCCAAGUGAAUCAGAACCAUCGACUGCCAUUCCUCAGUGUGAACAAAUGAAGCAGAAAGAUGAGCAUGCUACAAAUGCAUCUUUUAAUCCCUCUACAUGGGCUACUCUUCCUGCAAAUAAAGAGCUAAUUUUUGGUAGUGCACCAGCUCCACUAAAUGCUUAUUGCGAAAAACCAGUUCCUUUUCCUGCAAACGAAUGGACACUACCAACUUCUUUGCCUCCAGAAGAGAUCAAGCUUAAAGAUGAGCAUCCUACAAACCCAUUGUUUAGCCCCUUGUUUUGGGUCGAUCUUCCUACUUGUAAAGGCCUGACGAUCGGUGCACCUUCAUCACAAAGUAUAACUCCUGAAGAACCAGUUUCUCCUCCUAAUGAAUCAACUCUGCCGGUAUCGAUGAAGCUUAAGGACGAGCAUCUUGCAAAUGCAUCUUCUUGCGAGUUGUGAUGCUUUAGCUUGUUAUCUCUAUUUCAUUUACUUGUAACUUCAUGCUCAGUGAGAUAGAUAGGAAAGAUCAAAUGCAGACACAAAAGGAUGACUUUUCUUGAACUUUGAUAGGGAUACAGUUGUUGUGGCAGAUUAGCAUAUGAGAUUUUGAAGUUAUCUGUC